CAGUCGAUUCUGCUCCUAAACCAACAUCAAGUUUACCACCGCCUGGUCAACCGUUAACGAAAUCGUCAGGACAUAAAUAACACACAACUAUCAUACGUUGGAACAUAAAUGGAAUAUUGAAUAGUUCGGAACACAAAUGACACUUUCUAUAUAGUUUGGGUUUCCCAGUGGUAUUAGCCCUAAAAGAUUUGACCCCUUCAAAUCACACAUAUUAGAGGUGCCAAUGAGAUAUCAAUAAUAAAAUUUAACAGUGUAAAAUAAUAUUAAGAGUAAGAAGUUGUGUUACCUAGCCAUAUUCUGUCUAUUAAGUAUUAACUUCUUUAAAUGAUUUUACCUUGAACUCCUAUUUUACUAGGGAUGGCAAAAAUAUCCGUAACAGUGGAUAUCCGCCCGAAUCUAGCCUAAUCGGGUAGGGUAAAACUCGAAUCCGAAGGACAUUUAGUGGGUACGGGUAAAAUCUGAACCCGAAUAUUGCGGGUAAUGGGUGGGCAUGGGUUUCUCACUAUCCAACCCGAACCCGCCCGAUUAUACACAUGCAUAUGUAUUUUUUCUAGAAAUAAUCAUUAUUUUUCUCUAAAAUGUUUUAUAUGUAGCAUAUAAAUAUAAUAUUUUCAUGAAAUUGUGUAGUUUUAAUUAAUUUUCUUCAUUCUACUGAAUUAUUGUCGUACUUUUCCUCUUGCGUAAUGUGAGAAUACGUGUGAAUGUUAACAUAUUGCUUGUAGUUAUGAAGAGAAAUUAUUACCCAUGGAUAACCGUGGAUACCCGAAACCCGAACGGGUAUGAGCAUGGUUUUAAUUUUCUAUCCAUUUCACAUGUGGGUAUGAGUAUGGGUAAAACCCGAAAUACUAUGGGUAGGGUAACGGAUAUGCACUAUCCGUGCCCGAUCCGACCCAUUGCCAUCCCUAUAUUUUACCAUUAGUCUUCCUACUAUACUUUAUCUUGGCUAAAAGGUCGAGAUAAGUAUCUUACUCUUCAUACUUAGUUUAGUGUAAUAUUAUUGACUAUAGAGUCCAAUUGACUUUUAUACUUACCCGAAUAACUUUAUUUAGUGGUCGAGCCAUAAAAUUAAGACCACACAAUUAAUUGUAUAAUAUUAUAUAUGAUCAUGGGAUACCCGACCAGCCAAAUCCAAUGUGACUGGUUCAUUUGAUUUGGUUUAACCAAAUUCCAACAAUGCUAUAUAGCAUUGGUGCUAUAGGUUUUACCUUUAUGGUACAACUUGAAAUUGUACCUUUAAUGUUACGGUACAACUUCAAAUUGUACCUAUACUUUUUGUACAAAUUCUUUUAUGGUACAACUUAAACUUGUACCUUAUGUGAUGGUAGGGAUGGCAAUUUCGACCUGACCCGUUUUACCCGACCUGUUUGACCUGUUUUGGGGCGCGUCCGACCCGCCCCGUAGGCGGGGCAGGGCGGGCAUGGGUAGUCUCAUCGACCCGACCUGCCCUGACCCGCCCCAUUCUCGACCCGUUCUUGUCUAAAUUACAUGUAAUCUUAGUCAAAUUACUUAGAAUUUUCCUUUUAUUGCAUCAUGUUUUAGCUAUAAUAAAGUUGUAAAUUAGUAAAAACUUCAAUUUCUCCAAUAAUUUAACUACAAUUGUCAUAAUAUUGUUUGUUUUCUUAGUCUUAUAAUAAAAAUAACGAAUAUUUCUAAUGUUUUUCAUAUAAAUUGCAUACCCAUUGGGUCGACCUGCCCCAACCCGCGACCCGUGAUCAAUUACCCGACCUGGACCCGACCUGCCACGGGGCGGGUCUGGGUACCAAGAAACCCGCCCCGGACCUGCCCCAUUGCCAUUCCUAUGUGAUGGUACAACUUGAAGUUGUAAAAUUGUACCAUAACAUAAUGAUACAAAUUCAUUUAUGGUACAACCUAAACUUAUACAUUUAAUGUUAUGGUACAACUUCAAGUUGUACAUUAAAGCACCAAUACUAUAUAGCAUAAUAGAAGUGCUCGUCUCUUGAAUGAAAAUUAUGUUUUAAUUUAAUUAGUCCAAUUCUAAUUGGACGGUUUGCAUUUAUUUAAAUGCAUGGGCCAAAUCAAAUUUGCAUGCACAGUUUUGCAAGGUACAUGGCCAAUUAUAUUUAGACAUUGUAAAGGUUCAUGGCCACGUUUCAUUUAAAUUGAAAAAAGUGAAAUGGUGUGUUCUUUCCAAGCGGCCGCAAAUUGGAAAGAUACAAUCUUUCAAUGUAGCGGUUCAUCCUCUAUAAAUAAAGAGCACUCCGCUGGUGGAUAAAUGCACCAUGAAUGGAUUUCAUUCCUCUUCUCCCUAGUAAAACUUCUAAGUAUACUUUAGUUUCUUAAGCCUGGAUUUUGAAGUGGUGAUAAUUUUAUCCUACGAAAAAAUUUCCUGUAACUCAAGAUUUUGUAGAGGGUGGAAAUAUUCUUUACGGAAAGUGAACGUUGUUCAGGACUCUAUCAUAAUCCUGAUCACCCAAUCUCGAACUAUCGUACGUGUAUCCUCGUCCCUCAAAGUCCCAACAAUAAUAAAAAAAUAUUAAAACGUAAUUUUCAUUCAAGAAACAUGUCUCUUGAUGAAACAACGGUCAUGUAAUUCAAUCAUCAAUUGGGUAUUCGGUCCAGCCAAAUUCAAUGUGACUGGUCAAUUUGAUUUGGUUUGACCAAAUUCCAACAAUUUGAUGAUGGAGAUCAUCGCUGAUUAGUUGAUUGGAACCUAUAAAUGUUUCUAGCCGAUUGAAUGAACUCAGAAUCGUUCAAUUUGAUGUCUCUGCCUAAGAGACUCUUGCUUGAGAUGAGCCUUACUUUUCGUUUAUAAUUUUAUUUUAAAUAAAUUGAGGAAGAGAUGAAAAAAACUUAGAUGGAGAUAUCAUAAUCAACAAUCAAAGUUUGGGUGAUUAAACUAUGGUUGAAAGAAAUAAGAUACUUUAAUAUCAACCAUAAUGAUAAAAAACUAAAAAUUACAUAUAAAUAAUAAAAUAAUGAUUUUGAUUUUAAAUUUAUAUUAUUUUUUAUGACAUGACACUUUAACCGUUAGUCAACGAUGUUUACCGCCCAAUCUGACAGUCAACUCACAUGUCGGGCCAAAUUAGUCUAAAUGCUAAAUUGUUUAAACUAGGGUGAGUAGUUCAGAAACCACAGACCAAUAUAGUCUAUUUGUGUAAAGUUCGAGCCAAAUUAAUAUAUUAACCCUAAUUUUAUCCUCGCAAGAGCAUGUAAUAGAGGGUGAAAAUAUUAUUUACGAAAACUGAAUGAGUACCAUUCUAUCACAAUUUUAGUAUCUAAAUUUCGAGUUUUUGUGCAUAUAAUCUUUUUCAUAUAGUACUAAAAAGCGUUUUUAAAUUUGGGAAGGAAGUUGAAAGACGUGAAGAAUAAUAGACGAACAAAUAAUAUAUUUGUUGAGAUCGAUGGAAGUACAAUUUUAGUAGCCAAGUUAGAGAAGAUAGAACAUAAUCUAAGAGGAAUCAAACAUGAAAAGUUCAAAUAAAACCAUAUGAUUACAUUACAUAUGUGAGAAACUAUGGCACUUAUGGAAGUUCUAAACAUGGACAUAAUUAUAUCCAAUGAAUGGAUGGACGGAUUCUGUUAAAAAAAUGAAAAGAAUGGAUGAACCAAUGAAAUAAAUAUGGACAUAAUUCUUUACAUUUCCUUUUUGUAAUUAUGGAAUAAACAUAUAUUGUUUGAUUUCUUGCUAGCUAUCUACAGGAUCGGCAAUUGUUCCACCGGUGCUAUUAUAUAAACUGAGUCCACUGAACAAAGGUUCUCCAUGCAAAGGACUUAGAAUAAGAAAGGCAUUAGGGUUUUAAAAGUAAAAAAAAUGAAAUCCGCCUACGUUCAGAUCUCAUUUUUUGCUCUUCUUUUGGUCGUUGCAUCAUGUGAUCGUCUAUCAACUACAAAGCAAAAUUUGGAGAUGGGCAGUGUCGAAGGCGACGGAGCAACGAAUUUGAAGGGAGGAGUAAGUACGGCCGCGCAGCCGGUGGUGGUGCUUUGCAAUGCCAAUACAGAUUGCGCCAUCCUAGUUUGCCAAAAGGGCUCGCCGCAAUGUUUUGACCACCACUGCUUUUGCACCUCAUCAUGAAUCAAUCUCCUUUUAUCUAUGAAUGACAGGGAGCUCAUGUAAUUUUCCACCGAUUUUAUGAGAUAUCAAUAAAUAAUAAAAUUACCGUUUUCCUCAAAAGAAAAGAAAGACACAUAUAAUAACACCCACUAACAUCGUGUGUCUAUGAAUAUGAAUCCCGAUCAAGGCGAUGGUUGGUGGGCAGGUGACCUAAUGAAUCCCCCUUGAGAUUUUAUUAACUGGGGUCACAGCUAGGGUGGCAGUCGGACGGUUUCGGUUUAACCAAAAAUCGAAAACCCGGUUAUCGGUUAAACCGAACCAUCCCCUAUAGCUGCCGACCACCGACCGUGAUAGAGGUCACGGUUAGCCGGCCAACCGACCGGUCGAUUUCGAUUUUAGGCUCGGUUAGUCGGCCAACCGGAAAACUAGCUUUUCUACCUAAAAAAAAAAAAUUCUGCACCACUCAUCCCUUAUCUCCUCCUCUCUCCUUCCCUCCUCCACCAGACACUUCUCUUCUCUCUCCUUCCUUCCUCCACCAUUUCACACCCACCACCACCAAACCACUUCUUCUUCUCUCCUUCCUUCCUCCAUUUCUCAUCCCAACCUCGUGGACCGCUGCCCAACAAUACCUCCCGUCGACGCUCCAACCCGCUUCCGCUUCCCGACCAUAGACCUCCAGGCCGCUGAUUGAGCUCGCCGGGAUUAAUCUCGAGUGGGGCUUGUUCUUUAGAGCGAAUUCGUACCUAGCGCCGGCGGGGGAGGAGGGCUGGCUUGCGGCCGACGGAGGGAGGAAGGCGGGGUCGGUGUUCCACCGGAUUAGGGCUCGCCGGGGCGACGAGGGUGGAGGCGGCGGGUUGUCGCCUGGCUGCUGCUGGUGGCGGGGCGACGAGGUGGAGGCGGCGGGGAGAGGUUUUUUGCGCCGCUGCGCGAGAAGGGGGAAGGGUUGAGCGGCGCGGCGAAUGUCGAAUGCUUUUGGAGGAGGAGGGAGUCGACUUAGGGUUAGGGAGGAGGAGGAUUGAAGCGGGGUCGUUUUGGGGAAAGGGAAGGGGUCGGUUAGCCGCUUAACCGGCAGUUUCGGACCCCGGUUAGUCGGCUAGCCGAACCUCUUCCCAUCUCCACUGCCAACCGACCGAUGCAAGCAGAAACGGUUUUUCGGUUAGCCAAAAACCGGUCGGUUCGGUUGAAACCGUUCGGUUAACUGCUAACCGUAAACCGUUCUGCCACCCCUACUCACAGCCCUCAGCUGGUGACCUAUCGUACAUUUAAUCCAUGAUCCACAUAAGGCUAAUUUCACGAUUUCGUUUGCUCGAAAGAAUAACUAGAAAAAGAGAUUGGAUAAACAAAAUACGAAUUAUGAUUGAUAGGUAAUUCUGAGCCAUAAAAAUUACCUCAUUAUCAUAGGCGGAGGCAGGGGUGUUUGCCCCUGUCUCGGAUAAACAAAAUAACUCCACAUUAUCAUAGGCGGAUAAACAAAAUACGAAUAAUGGUUGAUAGGUAAUUCUGAGCCAUAACAAUUACCUCAUUUACAUAGGCGGAGGCAGAGGUGUUUGCCCCUGUCCCGAGACAGGGGUAACUUUUGGGGAGUGGAAAAAAUAACUCCACAUAUAUUUGUACAAAUCGAAUUAAACAUUUACAAGUAACAUAAGGAUAUUUUAACAUUACAACAUAACUCAUUACUUAUUCAUUAAUUUACAAAAAAUAGCUCAUUAUUGGAAUGCUCGACGCCCCCAUCACAAAAGUCAUACAUCUUGUUCAACCAGUGUUUGUGAAAAUCAUGUCGUAGUGAUGGUUCGACCAUAAAAAUACACUAUCGGUAGGUGCUUUUUAGCACUAUGAAGUUCAACCGCGAUUUUAGUACAAAUUAUCCUAUCGCUAGCUUUUCUGGUACAACUUUCGGUACGAUUUUGCAAUACUUGGUUGAAACUGAGUACCGCAAAACAAAGGUGGUCAAAAGUG
Molecule: messenger RNA, 5968 nt
Organism: Linum trigynum
Lineage: Eukaryota; Viridiplantae; Streptophyta; Magnoliopsida; Malpighiales; Linaceae
Source: the annotation of a GenBank genome assembly